GGCGCUGGACCUGGCGGCUUCUGGAUGUUUCCUGGAACGCGACAUGGCGUGCGGCUUCCGCAGGUCCAUCGCUCGUCAGCUUUCUAGAGUGUUGGAUCUUCCCCCAGAAAACUUGAUCAAGUCAAUAUCUGCAGUUCCAAUUUCAAAAAAAGAAGAAGAAGCUGAUUUUCAGAUUUCUGUGGAUUCUCUUUUGGAAAAUAGCAGUAACCAUUCAAGACUGAAUAUUCAAAAUAAAGCAGUGAGACUGGCAGAGAAGCUAAAAUGUGAUACAGUCGUGAGUGAAAUCAGCACUGGACAAGGGACUAUUAAUUUCAAAAUAAACAGAGAACUUUUAACAAAGACAGUGCUACAACAGGUAAUUCAAGAUGGUUCAAGUUAUGGAUUAGAAAGUGAACUUUUCUCUGGUCUUCCCCCGAAGAAGAUUGUGGUUGAAUUCAGUUCACCUAAUAUUGCCAAAAAAUUUCACGUUGGACAUUUGCGUUCCACUAUCAUAGGAAAUUUUAUAGCGAAUCUCAAAGAAGCUUUAGGACAUCAAGUAACAAGAGUGAAUUACCUUGGAGAUUGGGGCAUGCAGUUUGGUCUUUUGGGAACCGGCUUCCAAAUGUUUGGCUAUGAAGAAAAACUCCAGUCCAAUCCUUUACAGCAUCUCUUUGAAGUUUAUGUGCAAGUUAAUAAAGAAGCAGCAGAGGAUAAAAGUAUAGCAAAGUCAGCACAUGAGUUUUUUCAGCGAUUGGAACUGGGAGAAAAGCAAGCACUUGCAAUGUGGCAAAAAUUCCGGGAUUUGAGCAUAGAAGAAUAUGUUCGCAUUUACAAGCGUCUAGGAAUACAUUUUGAUGAAUACUCAGGAGAAUCAUUUUAUCGUGAAAAAUCUCAAGAAGUCUUAAAGUGGCUGGACAAUAAAGGACUCCUGGAGAAAACAAUAAAAGGAACAAGUGUAGUGGAUCUUUCUAGGAAUGGUGACCCCUCCUCAUUUUGUACUGUAAUGCGAAGUGAUGGGACUUCCCUCUAUGCAACCAGAGAUCUUGCAGCUGCUAUAGAUCGAAUGGACAAGUACAAUUUUGAUACAAUGAUUUAUGUGACAGAUAAAGGGCAAAAAAAGCACUUCCAGCAAGUCUUCCAAACACUGAAGAUCAUGGGCUAUGACUGGGCAGAAAGGUGCCAGCAUGUGCCCUUUGGAGUAGUGCAGGGAAUGAAGACUCGAAGAGGAGAUGUUACUUUUCUGGAAGAUGUUUUAAAUGAGAUUCGAUUAAGGAUGCUACAGAACAUGGCUUCUGUUAAGACAACCAAAGAACUGGAGAACCCACAGGAGACAGCAGAGAAGGUUGGACUUGCAGCGCUUAUUAUUCAGGACUUUAAAGGUUUACUCUUAUCUGACUAUCAGUUCAGCUGGGAUCGUGUUUUCCAGAGUCGUGGAGACACAGGCGUCUUCCUACAAUACACACAUGCCCGCCUUCACAGUUUGGAAGAGACUUUUGGAUGUGGUUACCUUAAUGACUUCAAUACUUCUUGUUUACAAGAGCCACAGUCUGUUUCAAUUCUCCAGCAUCUUCUCAGGUUCGAUGAGGUGCUUUAUAGAUCAUCUCAGGACCUUCAACCCAGGCACAUUGUCAGUUACCUUCUAACUCUAAGUCAUCUUGCAGCUGUGGCACACAAAACACUGCACAUAAAGAACAGUCCCUCUGAAGUGGCAGGGGCCAGACUUCAUCUUUUCAGAGCUGUCCGUUCUGUCCUAGCCAAUGGAAUGAAACUUCUUGGAAUAACACCUAUAUAUAAAGGUUACUCUCAAUACGUGAAUUCAGGAUACAUUUGAAGAGCAAGGAAUUACACAUACAGGUAUCUCUAUAUUAGGAUAUUUUCAUGGAAAUUGGUUCAUCAGUUAAGCUAUAUUUGAAAUUUAUUUCCUUCCUGUAUCUGCACAUUGUUAAGGUAUAUUUUAUGGUACUUGUUUAGGUAACAUGAGUAUAAUGUGACCUGUUUGAUCAGUUCUGCUAGUAGCUUCAUCCAGCAUUUCCAUUCAGGUCUGCUCUAAUUUGUUCUGAAUGUUGCUACUAGAACUCUUGUGAAUACCAGUGACAGUCAAUAAAUAUAAACCAAAGUUUCUCUAGUUGAACGAACAUAGUGUUAUAUUGGCAAGUAUGGUAUACCCUCUUAGUCUGAGAAAAGAUUCGUUUAUACAGUCAGUCACACUUUUAAUUAGCUUCCAGAUUACUUUCUAUUGAAAGUAUUAAAUUUCCUUAGAACAAAUCAGCCAGGGAAUAAAAAUGUACAGUUGGGACAUGUAAAAUAUGUCCCAUAUCCCCCUCCUCUUCUUGGGACAAACGUUCCCAAAUCUGUGGUAGCCUCUCAAUUUUUGAAUCUUGAGUGAAAUGAUAGAGACAGUGACGAUUAGAGCCCCAUCCUUCGGAAAGCAUCUCUCUAAGAAAACUGUUUAUUAAUUCAGCCUAUACUCUGCAACCUAGAGUCCAAUGAGCAUGAAUGCAGUCAGUCCUCUUAGCCCCAGCUGGCCUGUUUGUAUUUUGCCUUAUGUUCAUAUAUAUAAAAUACAGAAAUUGAUCAACUUUCAUAUAAAUAAAUUAAGUUUAUUGCUGAAUUUUCCCAUGAACAUGAUAGAAACGUUUUUUAAAAAACACUGAAAUUUUACAACUGGUUGAGUCCCACAGUUAAACAUACUUCAUUAAAAAAAAGUACAAAAGUGACAUUAGAAAUUUUUGAAGAUCUAACAGCAAAGGAAUAUGAACCCAGAGAAUGGAUGACACAAAUACAGCACUUGAAGGGUUACUUGACCACCCAGAAAUCACUGUCUGAGUUAUGAAAUAGAUUCAGUUUGUAAGAACAUUCAAUUUGUUUCUGAGCCAUGCUGCCUUUUCUUUGCCUCCCUUUUGUAAGAAAAGGACUAGGUCUUUACUGCCACUGAGACAAAAUACUGUAUGUGAAUUGUUGAGCAAGGAGGGUUCAGCUUCUCUGGUACAAGAGAUCAGUUAGCACAGAAAUGGCUUUGGCACUUUAAAUCUUAACAUUGUCCCAAACCGUGUUACUUGAAUAUCGUGGCGUCACAUGAUUUUUUUUUUUUAAACGCCAUAUCUCCAUACUUUGUAUGUACAUUUUUAUAUACAAUAAUAAAAUUCCUUCAUUCUCAAACAGGUCACAUUAAAUCUUUGUAGCAAGUCACUCAGUUUUCUUCUUACUGCUUAUGCCACACAGUUAAUUUGGUGUUUUUAUUUAAGCUAUCUUCUGGGAUUGACUUAAGGCUCUAGUUUAAUGCAAAUAGAUUAGUCUUAAGAACUUUAAGAAUCUUCAAGACUGACAUACACCAAUGACUCUCUCUUUUGAUGAAGCUGUUUCUCCUUGUUGGAUGGAUGUCGUGUCUUGUCUGGGUAAUCCAUAAAGAUAUAUAGAAAUACAUACGAGAAGUGUACCCAAAGCAAAGUUGAGUGCUGAAAAGGAAAAAAAAGAAAUCUGCAUUGUGUCCUUAAUUAAGACCAACAUGUUAAAGAUCAAUUUGAAAUUUUGAAAAAUUUGAGUUGUGGAGUUAGAUCGUCAAUACUGGCUAUACACUUGCCAAGAAUACAAAUUUCCCUUUAUACUGAUUAAAAGAAAAUACAGUGGAAUGUGGCUUUUCCAUUGUUGUAGAAACCUGUGAACAUGUAGAGUAAAAACGUAGUCGAGCAAAACACAGGUGACUGAAGGUUAAUAGAGACAGUGACAAUUAGUGCAUGCUUUACUAAGUAAAAUUCCAUUUUCUAAACUACCCUUGUCUUUUUUACCUUAAUUCAAAAAAUGAGGACACAGCUUAAAAAUGGCAGGCAGAGAAAUGACAUCAAGCUGUAAUUUUAGUUCACCUCUAACUAGGAAAGAUUAGCUUCGCCUAAUUAAUUUCCUUGACCAUCAGUAAGUACACUGAGCAAAAAGCACUUCAUACUGUUCCCAAAUAUUCCUUAAGAUCAGAGGCGUAAGGAUUUGUUGAGCACAGGAUGGAUUCAAACUCCAAUUAAAAGCUUACCCAAAUCAGGUAAGAAAAGCAUCUAAAGCACGGUAAGUAGUUAUUAGCCUUUUAUAUAAUACUAUGUGCCAGGGACUAUUCUAAGAACCUCACCUCAAACAACCCUAUCUCAGGUGAUUUUAUCAUUCUCAUUCCCCAGGUGAAGAAACUGAGACACAGGUUAAGUAACUUCCCCAAGGUUGCACAGGUAAUAAAUGGUACACACAACAUUUGAACCAUAAAAUGAUUUUCUAAGAUUUCUAUAAGGUUGGUGUCCCUCUAUUUGCAUUUAUAGUAAGAGUCAAUUUUAAAAUGACAUGUAAUAUAGGUUAGGUCUUUUUUUACUUAUGUCAACUUUAAUUCAUGCAUUACUAAUGGUACAACUUAUCAAUAAGAAAAUGAUUAUUAUAGCAUAAAAGCACCCUGAAAUGUUAAGUCAACAUCACUGUUUAAAUAAUAUUACAAGGACUGGCAGAGCAGUGGUGACAGAAUGUCAACUAUAGUAACAUUAGAUGAAACUUACCUUCAUAGGGCCUCCCCGGUGGCACAGCGGUUGAGCGCUGGGUUGCGAAGCUGCCUGCAGCCUCUGCAGCGCCGGUUCGAUUCCCAGCUGCUCCCCGGCCACCAGAGGAGGGUCCCACAUGGCGCGCAGACCUCUCCUGCUGCCCGCUGCUCCCCUCAGCAGUGUACUUCGGUCCUGCUCUGGCUCUGGUGAAUUCUCUCACCCUCCCGCGCUUCUGACUGUACCCAGUGCUUGUAUAAAUAAGAAAAUUUAGAUUGUAGUUUCAUAACCAACUCACACCCCAUGUCCAAAACAGGAAGUUAUAAACUAUAAGGAGUAAAUGAAAGCUCUUCUGCCCUUUCCUCAAAACAAAGUCUAUAUAGUUUACACUGCUGAAAGUAAUCAUUUUCUAAAAUCCUGUACUUAUUACCUUGUGUUCUAAUCACACUAUAUUCACCUUGACCUUGUUUCUAAUACCUAGGGAAGAGAGAGGCCUGGCUGCAGAAGCACUGUCUCUAAAGGGCAAAAUUGCUAAAUAGACACUUCUCCAAAGACAACAUACAGAUAGCCAACAGACACAUAAAAAACUCAUCAUCAUGGAAAUGCAUAUCAGAACCACACUUCUCACACCUAUAACAGUAGUACACAUCAAAAAGACCAAAAACAAGUGUUGGCAAGGUUGUGGAGAAAAAGGAAACCACCUACUGGUGGGAAUGUAGACUGCUCCAACCCCUAUGGAAUACAGUAUGGAAGUUUCUCAAAAUACUAAAAAUAGAUCUACCAUAUGACCCAGCAGUUCCACUCCUAGGUAUCUACCAAAGAAUGCAGAAACACUUAUUUGAAGGGAUGUAAGUAUACACACACAUACCUGUAUUCGCUUCAGCACUAUUUAUAAUAGUUUAGCUAUAGAAACAGCGUAAGUGCUGUUUAGAAAACAUGGAUUCUAAAAAAGUGGUGUAUAUAUACACAAUGGAAUACUCAUCUAUUAAAAAAAAAGAUGAACUCUUGCCACAUGCAACAGCAUGGGUGGAACUUGAGGGAAUUAUGCUAAGUGAAAUAAUUCAGAAGGGGAUAGAUGAUUACAAUCAUGUGGAAUAUAAAGAAAAACAGGAACAGAAGAACACCAAAAUAACCCCUAGAACUCUGACUACAGAAGUGGGAGAGAUAUGGGAACAGCAGAUUAUGGUGGAGAAUUAAUGAUACUUUGAUGGUAGAUGAUGGUAAUAUACACCUGAAGAAGCAUGACCCUGUACCCCUACAUCAGAUACAGUGUUGUAAACUAAUGUCUCAAUAAAAACAAUCUUUUAAAAUAUCUCCAGCAACUAAGUAGCCCCCUUACUUUUCAUAUAACCAUUACCCCUCAGCUUAAGCCUAAGCCCAUUUAAACCUAAAUACUGCUGACCCACAUUUCCACAAGAAAUGGGGUAUAGUCAGAGGCGUGGGAGGGUGAGAGAAAUCACCAGAGACAGAGCGGGGAGCAAAACAGGCAGA
Messenger RNA from Talpa occidentalis (Iberian mole), 5972 nucleotides. RefSeq names its product arginyl-tRNA synthetase 2, mitochondrial (gene RARS2). Gene Ontology annotation, cellular component: mitochondrion; cytoplasm. Bases 44 to 1810 code for a protein of 588 amino acids. The transcript is spliced from 21 exons. The record is from RefSeq and is a predicted model, not a curated record. Gene Ontology annotation, molecular function: arginine-tRNA ligase activity; ATP binding. Gene Ontology annotation, biological process: arginyl-tRNA aminoacylation; mitochondrial translation. NCBI's taxonomy places the organism in Eukaryota, Metazoa, Chordata, Mammalia, Eulipotyphla, Talpidae.